AUGAUGUCGGGUAGAAAAGUAUAUACAGACGAUGAGUUGGUCGCAAUUCUUGAAGGAAACGAUGACGAUGGACGUAGUAGCGGGAGUAGCUUGGAGGAUUCAUCUGAGGACGAUGAUGAAGAUUAUGAAGCCCUUGAAGGUGAAGUCCAGACAAAUGGCAAUGAAGAUGAUGACGUACUUGAAGCGGGUGUUCAAGAGGCACAAGGAGAAAGGAGCUGGUCAGAACCAUCAUGUGAUCUUUUCAAUUUUGAUUGCAACAAGACAAACGCAGUUUCUCAACAUUGUUUGAUGCUCUUAGAGCACACCGAAAAAACACCGCUAGAUUUUUAUAAUCUCUUUCUUGAUGAUGAGAUUAUGGAUCUAAUUGUCUCCAAUACAAACCUCUAUGCCACCCAGGAACUUUGUAAGCUCAUUGCGCGAGAAGAAAUUACUACUGGGAGUAGAUAUAAUGCUUGGACUGAUACAAACAGGGAGGAAAUGAAAAUCUUCAUCGCGUUUUUACUAUGGAUGGGACUAGACCGAAAACCCGAAAUUCGCGACUAUUGGAAGAAACAUAUUCUGUACAAAAAUGAUGUCAGUUGCUAUAUUAGUAGAAAUAGGUUUGAAUUAUUGUUGGGAUUCAUCCACUUUGCUGAUAAUGAAAUGGCAUCUCCAGACAACAGACUGUACAAAAUCGAACAUUUACUCCGCUUGCUGAACAACAAAUUUUCCAUAAUGUUUGAACCUGGAGAAAAAAUUACCAUAGAUGAGUCGAUGAUUCCGUUCAGAGGGCGAGUAAAAUUUCGCCAAUACAUUCCAAGUAAGCGCCACAAGUAUGGUUUGAAGGUUUACAAAGUGUGUCUGUUGGGUGGAUACACUUGGCACGCGAAAGUAUACACAGGAAAAGCCUCUUCUGGAAAUCUCACUGUUACCACUAGAACUACUAUGGAACUGAUGGAGCCAUUGUUGGACCAAGGGAGAACCCUGUUUACUGAUAGCUUUUAUACAAGUGUUGAAUUGGCAGAAGAACUUUUGAAAAGAAAAACCCAUUUACUCGGUACCCUUAGAGUGAAUAGAAAACAUAACCCACAUGGAGUUACCAAAGCAAAACUUAGGCGAGGGGAUAUGAAAUAUUUGCAACAUAGUGAGAAAAAAAUCAUUAUUGGAAAAUGGAAGGACAAAAGAGAUGUCCUUUUCUUGACUACAAAACAAGUGCCGCAUUUAGUGGAGAUUGAAAGCAGAGGAGGAAGAAGAAUGCAAAAACCUUCGACCAUAGUGGAUUACAAUUCUGCUAAAGGUUAUAUAGAUUUGUCAGACCAGAUGGCAGGUUACUGCAGUCCACUGCGUAAAGGCCUCAAAUGGCAUAGAAAACUUGCAUUUGAUCUCCUAACAAACACCGCAGUUGUAAACAGUCACAGAUUGUAUACACUGGUGGUAAGGAAAAAAAUAACAAUUGUCCGGUUUAGGGAGGAAAUCGUGACAGCAAUAUUGGAAAAUCUAAGAACCUUAGAUGAGCAGGCACUGCUGACUCCCCAACAACUACAUCAUAAACACCGAUUGACUGAAAAUCGCCCAAAAAGAGGACGUUGCGUGGUUUGCUACGACAAGUUCCAAAAGCAAUUCGACUCAAAGAAGGCCACAACACUCAGCAAACAAGUUAAAACCUCAUGUGUUUCAUGCACACAUAAGUUUAUGUGCAUUGAUUGUUUUUUUCUAACACACAACUGUGUGCCAAGCAAACGAUAA
Acanthoscelides obtectus is the source of this 1725-nucleotide messenger RNA. The record is from the annotation of a GenBank genome assembly. Lineage: Eukaryota; Metazoa; Arthropoda; Insecta; Coleoptera; Chrysomelidae.